Messenger RNA from Erinaceus europaeus (western European hedgehog), 933 nucleotides. Its product is annotated as olfactory receptor 2A5-like. The record is from RefSeq and is a predicted model, not a curated record. The coding region runs from base 1 to 933 and encodes 310 amino acids. Gene Ontology annotation, biological process: G protein-coupled receptor signaling pathway. Gene Ontology annotation, molecular function: G protein-coupled receptor activity; olfactory receptor activity. The transcript has a single exon. NCBI's taxonomy places the organism in Eukaryota, Metazoa, Chordata, Mammalia, Eulipotyphla, Erinaceidae. Gene Ontology annotation, cellular component: membrane.
AUGGAAGGAAACCAAUCAUGGCCUCCAGAAUUCAUCCUAGUGGGAUUCCAUCUCAGGACAGAGAUAGAAGUGCUUCUCUUCUGUAUUUUUUUGACCUUAUACAUCUCCAACCUGUUGGCAAAUGGCAUAAUCCUGGGACUCAUUUGGCUAGACACCAGACUACAUACCCCCAUGUACUAUUUCCUUGCUCAUUUGGCUGUCAUUGAUGUCUGCUAUGCUUCUGGAAAUCUACCCAACAUAUUGGAAAACUUUGUGAAACACAAAAAAACAAUCUCUUUUUUCUCGUGUGUCACGCAGAUGAUUUUGUUUUUGACUUUUGCUGCAGUAGAGUGCAUGAUCCUGGUGGUGAUGUCAUAUGACAGGUAUGUGGCCAUCUGCCACCCUCUUCAGUACACUGUCAUCAUGAACUGGAGAGUGUGCACAGUCCUGGCCGUUGCUUCCUGGACAUGUGCAAUUUCUCUUACACUAACGCAUCUUAUACUUUUUCUAAAGUUGCCCUACUGUGGGCUUCAGGAGGUGAAUCACAUAUUCUGUGAAAUCUUAGCUGUUCUCAAAAGUUCCUGUGGGGACACAAGAAUUAACCAGAUGUUUGUUUUCGCCUCUGGUACGUUUGUGAUUGUUGGACCCCUUUCUCUGAUGCUGGUCUCCUACAUACGCAUCCUCUGGGCCAUCUUGAAGAUCCAGUCAGGGGAGGGCCAGAGGAAGGCCUUUUCCACGUGUUCCUCCCACUUCUGUGUAGUUGGACUAUACUUUGGCAUCGCCAUGAUGGUUUACUGUAUCCCAGACAGUGGUCACCAGGCAGAGCAGCAGAAAAUCCUUUCUCUGUUCUAUACCCUCUUAAACCCACUGCUCAACCCCCUCAUCUACAGCUUAAGGAAUGCUCAAGUGAAAGCUGCCUUGUGCAAAGUAUUGCAGCAGCAGAGGACAAUCUGA